This is a messenger RNA of Heterobasidion irregulare TC 32-1, 960 nucleotides long. RefSeq lists its product as uncharacterized. Gene Ontology annotation, cellular component: cytosol. The annotation marks the transcript as partial. The transcript has 4 exons. Gene Ontology annotation, molecular function: ribosome binding; Hsp70 protein binding. Gene Ontology annotation, biological process: regulation of translational fidelity; 'de novo' cotranslational protein folding. The record is from RefSeq and is a predicted model, not a curated record. NCBI's taxonomy places the organism in Eukaryota, Fungi, Basidiomycota, Agaricomycetes, Russulales, Bondarzewiaceae.
UUGGUUGAGCGCAGGCUGAUACCAGCUGGGCCCGCGUACUUGGCGCAUGUGCGUAGAGCCGUGCAUAAUCUCUCGUUUGAGGAGCACGACAAGCAUGUAGAGGAAGAGCGGAAGCGAUUUGAGGCGCUGAACGGCAAUGGCAUCAAUGGAGAAGACGAUCUCGGCGUUGGCGAUGAGGAGGAAACCUUAGAACUGCUCACUCUAGAUCCAAAAGAAUGGAAGAACCAAGACCACUACGCCGUCCUUGGCCUCUCUCAUCUUCGAUACCGUGCGACUGAUGCGCAGAUAAAAAUCGCACAUCGGAAAAAGGUGCUCAAGCAUCACCCGGACAAAAAAGCGGGCCUGGCCGGAGACGCGAAUGACGACGCGUUCUUCAAAUGUAUCUCGAAGGCCAUGGACGUACUCACGAACAAGGAGAAGCGCCGUCAAUUCGACUCGGUUGACCCCGAGUUUCAGCGCGUCUUCGACGACGUCCCGACGGCGUCAGAAAUCAAGAACUCAAAGGACCCCAACGCUGCAUUCUUUAAGCACUUCGCGCCCGUAUUCGAGCGCGAGGCGCGCUUCAGCCGGAAACAGCCUGUGCCGCUUCUGGGCCAGUACGCAGACUCGAAGGAGCAGGUCGAGGGCUUCUAUGACUUCUGGUAUAACUUUGAUAGCUGGAGGAGCUUCGAGUAUCUGGAUAAGGAGGUUAACGAGGGUAGCGACAACCGAGAUGACAAGCGGUUCACGGAAAAGAAGAACAAGUCUGAGCGUGCGCGCCGCAAGAAGGAGGAUACUGCACGGCUGCGGAGCAUCGUCGACCUCGCACUGAGCGUCGACCCGCGCAUCAAACGCAUCAAGCAGGAGGAGAAAGAGGCACGCGAAGCGAAGCGUAAGAUCAAGGGCAGCGGCGCAAACACGCCCAUCUCCAAGGCGCAACAAGAGGAGGAGAAGCGUCGCGCGGAAGAAGAGGCGAAGCAG